Molecule: messenger RNA, 4051 nt
Organism: Beta vulgaris subsp. vulgaris (sugar beet)
Lineage: Eukaryota; Viridiplantae; Streptophyta; Magnoliopsida; Caryophyllales; Amaranthaceae
Product: kinesin-like protein KIN-14I
Exons: 19
Coding region: 521-3601 (1026 amino acids)
Biological process (GO): microtubule-based movement
Molecular function (GO): microtubule motor activity; microtubule binding; ATP binding
Source: RefSeq, a predicted model, not a curated record
GAACACAAAACUUCAGGUGACCGAAGCGAGAGGUUCGGAAACAUCUUUUUGUGGGUAUUACCUUUUGAGAGCAACAAUUUCAGAGAGAGAAAUUUAGAUUUUAGAGGAACAAAGAAAGUAGUGAGAACGUUCAACAAUGGUGAUUUAGAAAUUCAAUCUUAGCAAAAAUAUUUAAUACAAAAUUCAAUAAAAUAAAUAGAAAAUUAGGGGGGAAAUUUUUUUUUUAAAAUAAUAAAAUCACCAUCAUCUCCUUUUUCUCUCUUAUAUCUUCUCCUCUUUCUCAACUUGGUAUUUCCUCUGUCUCUCUCAUUGAAUGGUACAGAGAAAACAAAAAAAAUAAAAUUCUAAUUUCUCAAUAAAAUCUAUUAAAAGGGUAUUCUUUAUUUUCUCAAGAAUUCAUCUGGGUUUGUCUUAAAUUUUGAAAUGAUCAUCAAAAUUCAGAAUUCUACUCAAAUUCUUGGAUUCUAAAAAUUGCAAAUUUUUUUUUUUUAAAUUCUCAACGGUCAUUUUUCUCCCCCUGAUGAUUUCAAUGGCGGAAGAAGGAAAUUAUUCAUUUUCUAUGAUUUCUGUGGUUGAAGAUGUUCUUAGACGGCAUGGAACUCGAUUAAGCGACAUGGAUUUCGCAUCCAGAAAAGCAGAGGAAGCUUCAACGAGACGAUACGAAGCAGCUAGGUGGCUGAGGAAGAUAGUAGGUGUUGUAUGUUCUAAAGAUUUGCCUGCUGAGCCCUCUGAAGAAGAUUUUAGACUUGGGUUGAGAAGUGGUAUAGUCCUUUGUAAUGCACUCAACAAGGUUCAACCUGGUGCUGUUCCAAAGGUGAUAGAAGCUCCAAAUGAUACUGUAAUAAUCCCUGAUGGCGCGGCUCUAAUGGCCUACCAAUACUUUGAAAAUGUGAGGAACUUCCUAAAUGCUGUGGAAGAAUUAGGACUUCCUACUUUUGAGGCAUCUGAUUUAGAACAGGGUGGUAAAACUGGUAGGAUUGUGAACUGUGUUCAUGCGCUAAGGUCUUUCAGCGAUUGGAAGGUGGCAGGAAGGAGCGGAACUUGGAAAUAUACUGGAACUUCCAAAGCACCUAGCUCCAGUGGGAAGAGUUUAGUUAGGAAGAAUUCAGAACCCUUUAUGAAUUCAAUUUCUAGAACUUCAUCUGCAAGUGAGAAGUCUUUAGACAAUGAACAGUGCAGCGAUCUUGGUCUAGAUAUGAGUGAUAUGAGCAACAAUCGUUCCUUAAACAUGAUGAUUCGCGCUCUUCUUAUGGAUAAGAAGCAAGAAGAAAUUCCAAUUAUUGUUGAAGCUAUGCUCAGUAAAGUCACAGAGGAGUUUGAACGCCGCUUAGCAAAUCAACCUGAAUCUUUGAAGACUGCUCCAGAAACCAUGUCAGGCUCUGGCCUAAAUUCGUCUCCUGCUGAGUCUCCCAGGACAGAAACACAGGAUGAUUAUGACAAUCUAAUAGACAACAAUAGUGAGCCUGAGCAUGUUGAUGAAGAAGAGGAAACUCAGCAUUACAUCCCAUGUGAAGCACCAGAAAGUCCCCUCAGCAAGUGCAGUGAGCUGUUUGAAAAGCAGAAGAAUAACAUCCAUGAAUUGAAACAAACGGUCCACACUACAAAAGAGAGCAUGAAUUUACUCCAAAUGAAGUAUCAUGAGGAGUUCAGCAUACUAGGUGAGCAUCUACAAAGUCUUGCUCACGCUGCCUCAGGAUAUCAGAAAGUUCUUCAAGAAAACCGCAAGCUGUACAACAUAGUGCAAGACCUGAAAGGGAACAUUAGGGUAUAUUGUCGAGUGCGUCCAUUCCUACCUGGACAAGCUAACGGUUUUAGCACUGUGGACCACAUUGAAGAUGGAAACAUCACACUUAUGAACCCAGCAAAACAUAAUAAAGAAGGGAAGAAAUCCUUCACUUUCAACAAGGUGUUUGGACCUGUUGCAUCACAAGCUGAGGUGUAUGCGGACAUGCAGCCUCUUGUUCGGUCUUGUCUUGAUGGCUAUAAUGUUUGUAUCUUCGCGUAUGGGCAAACAGGGUCAGGAAAAACUUUCACCAUGACUGGACCAAACAAUCUGACAGAAGAAACUUAUGGUGUGAACUACCGAGCAUUGAAUGAUUUAUUCUGUCUGACAGAAGAGAGAAAAGCCACUUUUAGUUAUGAGGUUUCAGUUCAGAUGAUGGAGAUCUAUAAUGAGCAAGUCAGAGAUCUCCUAGCAACUGAUGGAUCAAACAAGAGAUUAGAAAUUCGCAACAGUUCUCAGAGUGGGAUAAAUGUACCAGAUGCAACUCUGAUGGCAGUCUCAACAACAGCUGAUGUAAUCAGUUUGAUGAAUCUCGGUCAUAAAAAUCGUGCAGUGAGUUCUACUGCCAUGAAUGACCGUAGUAGCCGUUCCCACAGUUGUAUGACGGUUCAUGUCCAAGGAAAAGACCUAACAUCAGGAGCAGCUCUAAGGGGUUCUAUGCAUCUGGUUGACCUUGCUGGUAGUGAAAGGGUUGACAAAUCCGAGGUGACAGGGGAUAGAUUGAAGGAAGCACAACAUAUCAACAAGUCUCUUGCUGCACUAGGGGAUGUAAUUGCUUCUCUUGCUACAAAGAAUGCUCAUGUUCCCUACAGAAAUAGUAAACUCACACAAUUGCUCCAAGAUUCCCUAGGAGGACAAGCCAAGACGCUGAUGUUCGUGCACAUAAGCCCUGAGGCAGACGCCAUUUCAGAGACAAUCAGUACACUCAAAUUUGCUGAGCGUGUAUCCACUGUGGAGCUUGGUGCUGCUCGAGCAAACAAAGAAACUUCAGAUGUAAAGGAGUUGAAAGAUCAGGUUUCUAGUCUAAAGGCAGCUUUAGCCAGGAAGGAAGAAGAAAUGGAGCAGCUCUCUCGUUCAGUAACUAGCACUCCAGAAACAGUGAGUGUCAGGUCUACUGCAUCUUCACCUGUACAUCCAUCCCAUCGUGCAACAAGAGAUGGUUCAGGUGGUCGGAAGAGUCCAGUGAAGGAUGUUAGUAACGCUAAGGUGAAAAACAAUUCAUCAAAGCCACGAAGGCGAAGCUUGGAUCCAAGUGAUCUCUUGUCAAAUACAGCUCAUUGGCCACCCCUUACUGCCAUCAAAGCAGAGCAGAAGAAUCUGACUGCAGGUGAUUGGAUGGAGAAGGUCAUGAUGAAGCAAAAGAAAGUAAAUAGAAGUAGGUCAGUUGAAAAUUUUGGUGAAGAAAACAGAAAGUCCACUGAGAACUGCCAUCCAGAGUAUCAUCAGCCUGAUGAGAACAGUUUGAAGCAGCCUUUCGAUUGCUUGGAGGUCGAUAAAAAGGAUUGCCAAGAUAAUGAUUCACAGUUAAGUAUGUUCGACCUGAUCACUCCUGAUAGUAUCGAUGAGCUCGAGAUAGCAACCAGUGAUUCAUCUGAGCAAGAGUUUCAACUUCAUCUUCCAAGAGUUGCAAGCUUGCCUAAUGGUAUAGGAUCAAAGAUCAAGAGACCUACCCAAUUAAAAACAUCUAAAAGCCCUGAAAAGAGGAGCUUGAUCCCUAUGCCACCAAUGCGAAGAUUAUCGAAUGGGGCUAGUGCACCUGUGAUCAAGAAUGGAAGACAAGCUGUCUACAUGAAGCGAAAACCAGGAAGUGCAAAGUGAGGUCUGCAAAUUAUGUUUUGCAUAUAUCCUGUGAUGAUAGGCUUGUCAAUGUCAUCCUCCAUAUUUAAAAGUUUUGCUUUUUGGUAGUUAGAAGAGGGAGGGUGAAAGAAGUUUUUGAAAUGCAAAUGGCAACUAUCUUAGUUACCUGAUGCAUCAUUUUUGGUGGUGAUGUUACAAGUAUAUGCACUAUGCAGACUGCAGUCCCACCAAAAUUGAUUGCCUUGUGUUGUUUAUAUGGGGUGUUUGAUUCAGUUUUCUUUUCCCUAUUUGUGGGUUUAAGGUUUGGUUUUACUUAGAUCUACCUUUUCUAUCAAAGAAAAUUGAGUAAGGUAUAUAGUAUAUAGUAUAUAGUACACAUUUGUCCAUUUUGUAUCCUCUGAUGAGGAAAAGUAUAUCAAAAUUAUGAUGAAAAGAAAGCAGAUGAAAUUGUUGUACAUUUAUUUUACUUGU